AUGCAUACGCUACCCGUUCCUUCGGCACUGCUCGUGCUAUCGUUGAAGCUCUUCGCAGAAGCCACGACAGGGCCCGAAAACCUCCCACGCCUUGAUGAGACAAGCGAAGCGGCCUCUUACCACGCGAAUGCUGGGAGCCUCAAAUAUGUCAACCCUUUCAUUGGCACUCAAGGCGGCGAUCCAAACGAUAAUGGCGGCAUGAUCCCAUCGGUUGCUCCUCCGUUCGCGAUGACGCGCUGGACGCCGCAAACACGCGAGAAUUACAUCUCCCAAGUGCCUUAUUCGAACUGGGACGAUCGAAUCCACGGUUUCCAAGCGACGCAUCAACCGGCGAUCUGGAUGGGUGAAAAUGGGCACGUUACACUUAUGCCAGGACUUGGCGAUGAGAUUCAGCCGCUCUUUCAAAAACGAGGACUGGCAUUCAAGAAGAGCGAUGAGAGUAGCACGCCAUAUGUCUAUGAAGUGAAGCUCGACGCGACGUCAGCAGGUGAAUUCGGAUGGAAUCUGACCGAGCAAGCAGCCGCUGAGCAGUUCGGAGACCAAUGCCCGCCUUGCCCGGGAGGAGCCGCCCCAGUAUCAGAUACCGUCAGAGAUGGGGCAAAUGGUCGCACGAGGAGGAGCUUGGAUAUCGAUGCUGGCGAUGUGCUGGGGAGAUACUCACCGAGGGCUUCCUCCAGCAAUUCUGGCUCGGCCGGUGGAAAGCAGAGCUCGAUUCAGGUAGCGAUGAGCGCGUCUGCGCACGUGGGCCAUUUGAGCAUCGACUUCGACAACGAAAACAAGCAGCGGCCAUCUGUAUUUAUCCAAGCAAGUCGGCUCAAUUGGACCGGCCACAUCGACAUCGAUGAAGCCCACCGCGAGAUUUCUGGCAGCAAUCCUCAAAGGCAUGAUUACGACCUAGGUCCGGAUCGCCCCAAGUCGUUCAACAUGUUCUUCGUCUCGCGGUUCUCUGUGCCUUUUGAGUCCUAUGGCGUUACCCAGGGCGGAAAAGUCCUAGAAGGAAAGACAACGAUAAACGGCAAAUUCGUUGGGGGCUAUGUUAAGUUUAACAGGGCUGUUCAACGCGUGGAAGUGCGGACGGGAGUGUCUUAUAUAAGUGUUGAUCAGGCUCGAAGGAAUCUCGACAUCGAGAUUCCCGAUGGCACAUCAUUCGAUACCACCGUCGAGAACGCAAAGGCAGCGUGGCUGGAGAAAUUAGGUCGCAUUACGGUGACAGGCGUGAACGAGACAGACUCAGAACACGACCAGCGGACCAUUUUCUACACAGCUCUAUUUCACGCGCUGCAGUAUCCCAGCGAUUUCUCUGAGCCCACUACAAUCGCCAGUGGCGGAACACGCCUAUUUUAUAGCGGUUAUACGGAUAGCGUCCACGCAGAGCAAGACUCAUACUAUCAAUCUUGGUCCAUUUGGGACACCUACCGAGCUGAGCAUUCUCUAUUAGCUCUCCUUGUACCAGAGCGCGUUGACUCAAUGAUGCGUACAUUGUUACGUAUAUUCGAUUGGACUGGGCGCCUGCCGCUGUGGGCCAACCUAGUUGAAACCAACAUAAUGAUCGCUACCAACGCAGACGUUGUACUUGCAAACGCGCUCAUUCGAGGUUUCCGAGGCUUCAAUGUUACAAACGCUUGGAAGGCUGUUCAAACUGAUGCCUAUAAACCUCCCGACAACGAUACCGAGCUUCUAUACUAUGACAGGGAACCAUUCACUCCUCGUGAAGCGCGCGCAGGUCUGACCAGCUAUCUUGAGCAUGGAUGGGUGGACAAUGACCAUUGGUCUGAAGCUGCAAGCCGAACGCUGGACUAUUCAUUCAAUGACUAUGCUUGUGCUGUUGUGGCUGCGCACUCGGGCAACAAUGGAUCUUAUACAGAACUCAUGGCGCGCUCGAAGAAUUACGCCAAGCUGUGGAAUUCAGAGACAGAAUUCAUGCAGACACGCAAUAACAAUGGCACGUUUGCCCUAGACAGCUGGGGAUGGACGGAAGGGGAUAAUUGGGUUUAUACAUUCGACGUGAUGCACGACGUUGAUGGGUUAGCAGCACUCUUUAAAGACGGGAAGAAGGGCAUGAAGUCCAAGCUCGAUGCACACUUUGGUGGAGGCCACAACAUGCAAAGUAAUGAACCAUCACAUCAUGUGCCAUAUCUGUACUCUGCGAUCGGAUAUGCCUCUAGCACGGCAGAGCAGGUGCGCAGUAUUGCUUGGGCCAACUAUAAUGCUACAGCAAGCGGAUUGAGUGGCAACGAAGACUUGGGACAGAUGAGCGCCUGGUAUAUCUUUUCAGCACUGGGAUUUUACCCAGUGAAUCCUGCAAGCGACGAGUAUAUCGUGGGGACGCCAUUUUUCGACGAGGUCACGAUAGUGUUACCAAAGGGCCCCUUGGGAGGAGGGCAGGCGCUGGUAAUUUCUGCACCUGGAGCAGGGACUGAGGGUAAAAGCUAUGUCAAGUCUCUCAAAGUAGACGGCAAGAGUAUACACCAGCCUGUGCUACUGCAUAGCGAGAUUGUAAAAGCUAGGAGGAUUGAGUUUGAGAUGAGUAGCCAGCCUACAUCUUGGGGGUCAAAGAUUGACCUGAGCUAG
Messenger RNA from Trichoderma gamsii, 2571 nucleotides. RefSeq names its product glycosyl hydrolase family 92. The record is from RefSeq and is a predicted model, not a curated record. Gene Ontology annotation, cellular component: cytosol; nucleus. Gene Ontology annotation, biological process: protein quality control for misfolded or incompletely synthesized proteins; protein deglycosylation; carbohydrate metabolic process. The transcript has a single exon. Lineage: Eukaryota; Fungi; Ascomycota; Sordariomycetes; Hypocreales; Hypocreaceae. Bases 1 to 2571 code for a protein of 856 amino acids. Gene Ontology annotation, molecular function: carbohydrate binding; peptide-N4-(N-acetyl-beta-glucosaminyl)asparagine amidase activity.